AUGCAAAACACGCAUUUCUUCCUCUUUUUCUCGCAUUUUUUAACAUCUAUACAACUCAAUUAUUUGACACCAUUACAACUUGCAUUAAAUGUUUCUUUUUCGUUUCUUCUUGUCGAACAUAAACACACACACGCAGAUAUUUCUUUAUUACUUUCUUCACUAAAAAUUGCAGCUGAAUGCACUGGACCAGUUACACGUCAAAGUCUUGCCGAUUUUGAAGAUGAAGCAUCACUACCUGCUGCUGCCAGUGCUACUACUGUCAAACUAAAGGAACUUCGUGAUAAAAUAAAAUUACUUGUUCCUGAACUUAGAACUAAUACAGUGGAUAGCCCACAUGUCUAUGGUUGA
This is a messenger RNA of Rotaria sp. Silwood2, 348 nucleotides long. NCBI's taxonomy places the organism in Eukaryota, Metazoa, Rotifera, Eurotatoria, Philodinida, Philodinidae. The record is from the annotation of a GenBank genome assembly.